UUUGAUUCCGUCUGCCUGUUUCUUCCGUCAUUUUUUUCUUUCUUUCUUUCUAUAUUCCCUUUUCCGAAAGUCCAAUUUCUUGGCCUAGCUAUCUAAUUAUCUCACCACAUCUAUAAAACCUCCACCUCGAGGGCGAAACAACCCAGGUUGCUCCAACCUAAUUCAAACUCAUUUCCCACCCACCUUCAUUUCCCGGCUGUUCAUCUUCCUUUUUUUCCCUCCACCAAACCCAACCAAAGAAUUCAGUUUCCGAUCUUGGCGCCGGCCGGUGAAGGAGCACUAAGCAGAGUACUUCACUACUUCUUUCAUCAGGCCAGCAACCUUUACCAAGAAAAGCAAAUCCGAACUGUGAAAGCGAAGAAAAAAAAAAGAUCGAGAAUGAUCGUCAACGUGAAGGAAUCGAGUUUGGUCCAGCCGGCGGAGGAGACUCCGAAUGUGGGUCUGUGGAACGCCAACGUUGACCUGGUCGUGCCGCGGUUCCACACCCCGAGCGUCUACUUCUACCGCCCCACCGGCGCCGCCGACUUCUUCGACCCGGCCGUCAUGAAAAAGGGCCUGGCUAAGGCCCUCGUCCCGUUUUACCCCAUGGCCGGGCGGCUCAGGAGGGACGAGGAUGGUCGGAUUGAGAUCAACUGCAACGCCGAAGGCGUUCUCUUCGUCGUCGCCGAGACCACCUCGGUGAUCGAUGAUUUCGGCGACUUCGCGCCCACGUUGGAGCUCCGGCAGCUUAUCCCGGCUGUGGAUUACUCCGGCGGACUCUCCACCUAUCCUCUCUUGGUUCUCCAGGUGACAUAUUUCAAGUGCGGCGGAGUCUCGCUCGGCGUCGGGAUGCAGCACCACGCCGCCGACGGCUUCUCCGGCCUACACUUCGUCAACACGUGGUCCGACAUGUCACGAGGGCUCGACAUCACUCUGCCGCCGUUCAUCGACCGGACCCUCCUCCGUGCCCGCGACCCGCCCCGCCCGGCAUUCGAGCACAUCGAGUACCUCCCUCCACCGGCGAUGAAAACCAUCUCCACCACCGCCGCCGCCGCCGUCACCGGUGACGUCGCUUCCAAACCGGCCGCUGAACCUGCCCCCGCCGCCGUCUCGAUCUUUAAGCUUACAAGGGACCAGCUCAACGCCCUGAAAGCGAAGGCCAAGGAAGCCGGGAACACAAUCAGCUACAGCACCUACGAGAUGCUCGCCGGCCACGUCUGGCGGUCCGCCUGCAGAGCCCGCGGCCUCGCCGACGAUCAGGACACCAAACUGUACAUCGCCACCGACGGGCGGUCCCGCCUCCGCCCGCCGCUACCCGCGGGCUACUUCGGCAACGUGAUCUUCACCACAACCCCAAUCGCGUCGGCGGGGGAUCUGGGCAACAAGCCCACCUGGUUCGCCGCGGGCCGGAUCCACGACGCGUUGGGCCGGAUGGACGACGAGUACCUGAGGUCGGCGCUGGAUUACCUGGAGGUGCAGCCGGAUCUGACGGCGCUGGUCCGCGGGGCCCACACUUUCAAGUGCCCGAACCUCGGGAUCACGAGCUGGGCUCGGCUGCCGAUCCACGACGCCGACUUCGGGUGGGGCCGGCCCAUCUUCAUGGGCCCGGGCGGGAUCCCGUUCGAAGGGCUGUCGUUCAUCCUGCCCAGCCCCACCGGCGACGGCAGCAUGUCGGUGGCGAUCUCGCUGCAGGAGGAGCACAUGAAGUUGUUCAAUAGCCUCAUCUAUGAGAUUUAAUUUCAUUCAACUAGUAAAAAUUGUCUCAAAGGCACAUAUGAUGAUGGUGGAAUCGUUUUUUCAUUGUUAUUUUCCUUUUUGUUCAUGAUAAAGCUGCUCUGUUCAUCGAAUUCCUGCAGACUAUUUCGUGCAACUGUUGAUUAGACAUGAAAAUGCAGAGGAGAAAAAAUGUUACAGUACUGCUCUGUUUUGGAUGCUUGCUUUCCUGUCCUGCCUGAUUUGUGCAAUUAUAUGAACAGGGGAUAUGUCAUAUGUGGCUUUUGCUGUCCAAGCAAAGCAUGUAUGGCUUACCGCAAUUCAGGCGAGUCCGUGGUUUCUGAUUGAU
Messenger RNA from Linum tenue, 2041 nucleotides. The record is from the annotation of a GenBank genome assembly. NCBI's taxonomy places the organism in Eukaryota, Viridiplantae, Streptophyta, Magnoliopsida, Malpighiales, Linaceae.